This is a messenger RNA of Neurospora hispaniola, 1614 nucleotides long. Its product is annotated as AP-1 adaptor complex mu subunit APM1-like protein. Lineage: Eukaryota; Fungi; Ascomycota; Sordariomycetes; Sordariales; Sordariaceae. The transcript is spliced from 4 exons. Gene Ontology annotation, molecular function: clathrin-cargo adaptor activity. The coding region runs from base 196 to 1542 and encodes 448 amino acids. Gene Ontology annotation, cellular component: clathrin adaptor complex; clathrin-coated vesicle. Gene Ontology annotation, biological process: vesicle-mediated transport; intracellular protein transport. The record is from RefSeq and is a predicted model, not a curated record.
CCGAGUUCGAAUUCACUUUUGGCGCUCGCGCCUACUCGAUACCCCCCCUAAUCGUAGCUUGCGCCUUGUAUCACCAGUGCCCCUCCUCCGUUUCCGUCAACACCUUCUUCUCGACCACGACGCCGACGCCGACGACAACAACAACAACUUUCUACACUCAAUCUCCCCAGACAAUAACAGACACGACCGCCCACCAUGGCGUCCGCCAUUUUCUUUCUAGAUCUCAAGGGCAAGACCCUCCUUGCCCGUAACUACCGCGGUGAUAUUCCCAUGUCCGCCGUCGAAAAGUUCCCUAUUCUAUUAAGCGAAGCCGAAGAAGAGUCGUCCGCCGUACCACCAUGCUUUUCCCACGAGGGUAUCAACUACCUCUACAUCCGCCAUAAUAACCUGUACCUUCUCGCCCUCACAAAACGCAACACCAACGCCGCCGAGAUCCUGCUCUUCCUGCACAAGAUCGUCGAGGUCUUCACCGAGUACUUCAAAGCGUUGGAAGAGGAAUCGAUCCGGGACAACUUCGUCAUCAUCUACGAGCUCCUGGACGAGAUGAUGGAUUUCGGCUACCCGCAAACGACCGAGUCCAAGAUCCUGCAGGAGUACAUCACCCAAGAGUCGCACAAGCUCGAAAUCCAAGCGCGCCCGCCCAUCGCCGUCACCAACGCCGUCUCAUGGCGAUCCGAAGGCAUCCGCUACCGCAAGAACGAAGUGUUCCUCGACGUGAUCGAAUCCCUCAACCUGCUGGUCUCGGCCAACGGCAACGUCUUGCGCUCCGAAAUCCUCGGUGCCAUCAAAAUGAAGUGCUACCUCUCCGGCAUGCCCGAGCUGCGCCUGGGCCUAAACGACAAAGUCAUGUUCGAGACCACGGGGCGCACCACGCGGGGAAAAGCCAUUGAGAUGGAAGACGUCAAGUUCCACCAGUGCGUGCGCCUGUCGCGCUUCGAAAACGACCGCACCAUCUCCUUCAUCCCGCCCGACGGCGAGUUCGAGCUCAUGUCCUACCGCUUGAACACCCAGGUCAAACCCCUGAUCUGGGUCGAGUGCGUGGUCGAGUCCCAUUCCGGUUCGCGAAUCGAGUACAUGCUCAAAGCGCGCGCGCAGUUCAAGCGCCGCUCGACGGCCAACAACGUGGAGAUCAUUGUGCCGGUGCCCGACGACGCGGACACGCCGCGGUUCCGGACGAACGUGGGGAGCGUGCACUACGCGCCCGAGAAGAGCGCCAUCGUGUGGAAGAUCAAGCAGUUUGGCGGCGGCAAGGAGUUUUUGAUGCGCGCGGAGCUGGGUCUUCCUAGUGUGAGGGGCGACGAUGAGCACGGCGGUGGCAUGACGGGUGGAUUUGGUGGCAGUAUGGGUGGUGUCGGUGCCCCCGGGAAGGGAGCCAAGAGGCCGAUUCAGGUCAAGUUUGAGAUUCCAUAUUUCACCACGAGCGGGAUUCAGGUGCGGUAUUUGAAGAUUACGGAGCCAAAGCUACAAUACCCCUCCUUGCCUUGGGUCAGGUACAUUACGCAGUCAGGAGAUAUCGCCGUCAGAUUGCCUGACGCGGUAUGAACGACGAGGACUUGGAUACGGGCAAGAAGAAGCCUUUUUUUUUUUUUUAACAAACAACAGAUGGUGGAACAG